AUGUUCGCGUUCACAUAUAUUGCAUCGGCGGCCGCUGUUUUGGCGAUUGUCGGAGCACAAGUGCCCCAACCGGAGAAUGAAGCUUCAUUCGAAUUGGUUGAUGCCAACAAUGAUGGGAAGCUUUCUCAGCAGGAAUUGACGAAAUUCAUGCGGAAGCGCGGAAGGCCCGACGGAAAAGAAUUUUUCAAUCGUUUCGAUCUCGAUCGAAAUGGACAUCUCGACAUUUCCGAAUUUGUGCCGCUGGUUUUCGAAAUGGGAAGAAGACCGGUGGAUUUGGAUUACGAGUUUUUCAAGAAAAUGGAUUUGAACAACGACGGAAUUGUUGAUCUCGGCGAAGUCAAAAAAAUGAAGGAUGAGAAUAAUGGAAGAAUUAUUGAUGGAAUUCUCGCUGUCGCCGAUGCUGAUAAGGACGGCCAACUCACCUAUGACGAGUUCCACUCGCACUUGACCAAUCAAACUCCAGUUUCCCCAAUUGAUGAGCAGCGCACAUCUGCUCUUCGUCUCAUGUCGUUCAUUGACUCGAACGGAGACAAUAAGAUCGGCAAGAAUGAAUUGUACGAAUUUUCGCAGAAGACCGCAACCAAUAAGGUACGCCGAACUGACGUUGAUGGAAUUUUCACAAUGCUCGACAAAAAUGAGGACGGAUUCUUGACGGUUGAUGAGCUCAAGCAGCUGGCUGAGCAAUUCAGCUCAAUCGCGAAUGUUCGAUCAACCAUCCCAAAGGUCUAA
Molecule: messenger RNA, 729 nt
Organism: Caenorhabditis bovis
Lineage: Eukaryota; Metazoa; Nematoda; Chromadorea; Rhabditida; Rhabditidae
Source: the annotation of a GenBank genome assembly